Encephalitozoon romaleae SJ-2008 is the source of this 453-nucleotide messenger RNA. Its product is annotated as putative peptidase. Gene Ontology annotation, biological process: protein modification by small protein removal. NCBI's taxonomy places the organism in Eukaryota, Fungi, Microsporidia, Unikaryonidae. Gene Ontology annotation, molecular function: peptidase activity. The record is from RefSeq and is a predicted model, not a curated record. The transcript has a single exon. Bases 1 to 453 code for a protein of 150 amino acids.
AUGGAGAAGCACAAUGUUAUACUAAGGGUUUAUCCUCUUGGAGACGAGACAAUGAGGAGGUUCGUUGCCUCUUCGCUAGGAAGGAAGGAAGUUCAGAUAUGGCACACAUCAAUUGAGGUCUAUGGGAUGGAAUACUUCUUUCAAAAUGGAAUAACGAAGGCGCUUCCUGGGUUUACCAUCCAUGGAACCCCUGUAAAGACCCAUGAUCUUGGGACUACAGACAUUCCUGAGAUUGUGUUUGAAGACUUUCUUCUUUCCAUAGCAGACGAUUUUGCUCCCCAUAAGUACCACCUGCUCAGAAACAAUUGCAAUAACUUCACAAACACAGUGGCAUUGUAUCUAGUUGAGAAGCCCAUCCCAGAAUACAUCCUUGAACUCCAGAAUACAGCAUUAGAGUCAGAGGCCGUGUCAUCUAUAGUUGAUUUGUUCUUCGGGGCACCUGAGCAAAUAUAA